UCAAAAUGGCGGCUUAACUGUGAGCCCAAGAUGUUGUCAGUCAGUUUUUCUGAAUUGUGAAGUUAAUCUGUUUUAAAAUAAUAUAUCUAACUAAUAAUUAAUAUAGUGCUAGUGAAUUAACAGUUUUAGGUAUGUCUGUCUCCUUUUUUAAAUCGUUUGUUAAUACAUUGAGAAAAUCUUUGCCGCGGCAUCCUAUUAUAACAGGAGCCCUGAAAUCAUUGUCAGUCAUGGAGGUGCCUAAAGUAGAAGUUAACGAGGAACAAAUUGUCUCAAACAAAAACUUUACUCGCUACAAAAGGCGAUAUAUGAAGCGACAGUGGGAGGAUGUGAACCCCAACAAAAAAGAAAACGGCGAAACUGACGAAAAGAGAAUUUGUGAUAAACCAGUAGAAAGGAUAAAGCGGAAAAAAAUGGCUGUAUUGUUAGGCUACUCGGGAGUUGACUAUUUUGGUAUGCAAAGGAAUCCUGGUGUUAGAACCAUAGAGGAAGAUUUAUUCAAAGCAUUAUGGGAAGCCAAAUAUAUCACAGAAGAAGAUUACAACAACCAACAAAACACCCAGUUCCAAAGGAGUUCUCGGACAGACAAAGGAGUUUCGGCUGCCAGACAGGUUGUGUCAUUAAAGCUACCACUUGAAGUCCAUAUAGAAGAAAUAAACAAAAAUCUACCAGAAUGUAUCAGGGUAUUUGGUGUAAAGAGAGUAACAAACAAAUUCAAUUCCAAAAUCAGUUGUGAUGCACGGACAUAUAGCUACACUCUUCCCACUUUUGUCUUUGAGCCCAGUUUAGAGACGGAAGAAGAGAGAAAGCAAUAUAGGAUAACACCAGAGAAGAUAGAAGAAGUAAACCAAGUCUUAUCAAAUUAUAAAGGAACUAAAUGCUAUCACAAUUUUACCCAAAAGAAACACUUCCAUGAUCCUUCUUCGUUACGAUUCAUGAUGGGUUUCAAUUUAGAUAAAGUUUUUGUUGAAUCAGACAUGGAGUUUGCUGUUUUAUUGGUUAAGGGUCAAAGCUUCAUGUUGCACCAAAUAAGGAAGAUGGUGGGGCUGAUGAUUGCCGUAGUCCGAGGUCAUACGGACUCCUCUACUGUGGAGAAGGCGUUCACUAAAGACAGGGUGAUGGUGCCCACCGCUCCAGGCCUAGGACUUGUUUUGGACAUGGUUCACUACACAAGGUAUGAUACUCGGUACAAGGACAGCCACGAAAGCCUGACGUGGGAGGCUGAGGAGGACACCGUCAACAAGUUCAAACAUUCACACAUCUACCCCAGCAUCGUCAAAGGUGAAGUCGAAGGCAACUCUAUGGCCGAGUGGUUGGAGAAACUAACUCAGCAUUCCUACGAGCCCAGCGAUGACGCUCCUGUAGAUAAAACAUUAGAAGACGGCGAAAAAGACCUCAAUUACGACGAAGAUGAUGAUGACGGCAACGAUGACGAUGAUGACAGCGACAACAAACGGAGGAAACAAGUGAAAGACAAGAAAAACGAUAGUAAUACGGAUGGUGUCAAGAAUACGGAAAAUGAAAUUUUGAAUACAGACAAGAAAUUAACAAAUAAUGAAAAUGAAAUUAUAGAUAAAGAAGUCUCAGUAAAUAAGGAAGAGGAGCCAAGUUUGCAGAGAAAAGAGGUUAAUUGAGUGUUUUUGUUAAUUCAAUUAAUGUAUGAAUGACAAAUGAUAAGGUUCCUGGUUCAAUUCCUGGAAAGGUCAACUUUAAAUCGAAAAUGUAACCAGAGCAUAUUAGCUAUUUUAGUUGAUGUGAUUGAUGAUAUCAAUGUAUAGGAAUUAUGAUGAAUAAUGUAGUGUUUGUAAUUAUGCUAAGUUGUAUCUAGUUUAAGUAGAUAUUUUUAUUUGACAUGGAUCAAAUGGUGCAUUUAAUGUAAUGCAUUAAUAAACAUGGCAGAGCCAUUAUUGUAAU
This is a messenger RNA of Ostrinia furnacalis (Asian corn borer), 1911 nucleotides long. It is a transcript of the gene Pus1, whose product is annotated as Pseudouridine synthase 1. The transcript is spliced from 8 exons. Gene Ontology annotation, cellular component: nucleus. The record is from RefSeq and is a predicted model, not a curated record. The coding region runs from base 132 to 1631 and encodes 499 amino acids. Gene Ontology annotation, molecular function: pseudouridine synthase activity; RNA binding. Gene Ontology annotation, biological process: mRNA pseudouridine synthesis; tRNA pseudouridine synthesis. Lineage: Eukaryota; Metazoa; Arthropoda; Insecta; Lepidoptera; Crambidae.